Saccostrea echinata is the source of this 3129-nucleotide messenger RNA. RefSeq names its product alkyldihydroxyacetonephosphate synthase, peroxisomal-like. The transcript is spliced from 19 exons. Gene Ontology annotation, molecular function: FAD binding; alkylglycerone-phosphate synthase activity. Gene Ontology annotation, biological process: lipid biosynthetic process. Bases 51 to 1919 code for a protein of 622 amino acids. The record is from RefSeq and is a predicted model, not a curated record. NCBI's taxonomy places the organism in Eukaryota, Metazoa, Mollusca, Bivalvia, Ostreida, Ostreidae.
ACCUUUGACCUUAGUGGCGUUAUCGUUGAUAACCAACCAACGUGCCAAAGAUGUCAAAAACUGGUGAAAGUGGUCCAAAGAAAGGAAAUGAACCAAAGAGCAAUAGAACACUCGACAUAGAGGGUCGAAAUGUGAACGGAAGGGUGCCGAUGAAGGCGGAAACGCCCACUAUACCGAAGCGCCGGCAGGAGCUGUUAAAGUGGAAUGGUUGGGGUUACAGUGAUUCCAAAUUUUUUCUCAACAAGGAUGGACAAGUGGAAUUUUCAGGAGAUCGGUAUCGUUUGAGUGGACAGGUGAUGCCACUUCUCCGAGAAUGGAUGAUGGCAACUGUAGGCAUUAGUCUAGAUCACAAGACACCAGCUCAGCCGCCAUUGACAGCCAAGGAUAUAAAUGCACCGACAAGAAAUGAAGAAUUUAUCUCAGAUCUUAGAAGAACCAGCAUUCCUUUCACUGAUGAUUGUCAGGACCGACUUUUUCGUGCUCACGGACACACAUUACAUGAAAUUUUUGUCUUGAGAGAGGGAAUGUUUGACCGAAUCCCUGAUCUAGUAGUUUGGCCUCAGUGCCAUGACGAUGUUGUAAAGAUCACAGCUUUAUGUUGUAAACACAAUGUAGUCAUUAUUCCAUUUGGAGGAGGAACAAGUGUGUCAGGUGCUUUGGAGUGUCCAGCCGAGGAAAGAAGAAUGAUUGUCUCCCUUGACACAUCACAAAUGAACAAAAUCCUGUGGAUUGAUGAGAAAAAUCUGACAGCCCACUGUGAGGCAGGGAUAAUUGGCCAGGAUCUUGAGAGAAGGUUGGCUCAGAAGGGUUUCUGCACUGGACAUGAACCAGACUCAAUGGAGUUCAGCUCCCUUGGUGGCUGGGUGGCCACUAGAGCAUCAGGAAUGAAGAAAAACAUUUAUGGCAAUAUUGAAGAUCUGGUGGUGCACAUAAAGUUUGUGACCCCGAGGGGUGUGAUGGAGAAGAGUUGUCAAGUCCCACGCAUGUCUUCAGGAUUAGACAUACAUCACUUUAUCAUGGGAUCAGAGGGAACACUGGGUGUGGUAACUGAGGUGACAUUGAAGAUUCGCCCUCUUCCUCCAUGCAGAAAGUAUGGCUCCAUAGUUUUCCCAGAUUUUGUUAAUGGUGUCAACUGUCUUAGGGAGAUAGCAAGGCAAAGGUGUGCUCCAGCCUCAAUACGACUAAUGGACAAUCAACAAUUCCAAUUUGGUCAUGCUUUGAAACCUGAGUCAAAAUCCUUAUUAAAUAGCUUUGUUGAAGGCAUUAAAAAGUUUUACAUCACAAAACUUAAAGGUUUUGAUACGUCCAAGAUGGCUGUAGCUACUCUCUUGUUUGAGGGGACUAAACAGGAAGUGGCAGCACAAGAGAAGAGAGUGUAUGAGAUUGCUGCUCAGUUUGGGGGUUUGCCAGCAGGUGCUGACAAUGGGGAGAGAGGAUAUAUGUUAACUUUUGUUAUUGCUUAUUUAAGGGAUUUGGGAUUUGAGUACUACAUAGUAGCAGAAUCAUUUGAAACUUCUGUGCCUUGGGAUAGGUGUUUAGACUUGUGCCAAAAUGUCAAAGACAGGUUACACAGAGAGUGUAAAGAGAAAGGCAUUCAGUUUCCUCCCUACAUCACCUGCAGGGUAACACAGACAUAUGACGCAGGUGCUUGUGUGUAUUUUUACUUUGGUUUUAAUUACCGAGGAAUUCAGAACCCAGUCCAUGUGUAUGAAGAAAUAGAGGGGUCGGCAAGAGAUGAAAUUUUGGCAAAUGGAGGAAGUAUAUCCCAUCACCAUGGUGUUGGUAAGCUGAGGAAGAAAUGGUUGAAGAAAACAGUUGGAGAAGUGGGACUAGGAUCCAUGCGGGCCAUCAAGAGUUUUAUAGACCCCAACAACAUAUUUGGAAAUGACAACCUUAUGAUUGGCGAAGCAAAGUUAUAAAAUAUUGGACAAGUUACAUGUAAUUCAAAUAAGAUAGAGUAUACUAUAGUGAAAAAAAUUGGGAUAAAAAUUCAAACACUCUUGAAUCUUAGUCUUAUCAUUUAAAUGGAAGGGUAGAAAAUUGCAAUCAUUAUAUCAUAUUAAAAUACAUGGAGUAUAAGAUAGAUAGAAUGUUUCAUUUACAUACAAAAGUUGAACAUCAGUCAUGUGGCAAAGUUAUUACUGGAAAGAGGAAAGAUGAUAGCAAGAUCUUUGAGAAUGAAAUCCUUCUGGCUAGUGCAAUAUGUGAAGUUUUGUAUGGUACAUGAUGUGUACUCUAUAUAUGCACUCUGAACUCUUUUAAACUUAUUUGAAAUUACUGGUACUCUGUACAAGAUCAUGCAAAUUUUAUAUUUUGUCAUUAAACUUCAGUGAAUAUUUGAAUACACAGGUUUGAGACUUCAUAUUUUCACAAGAUCCAAGAACUCUUGAAAAAAUGGGAGAACUUGGUGACAGAUUGCUCUCCCCUUUUUUAUACUCUGCUUUCAUGGUCAGUUCCAUUAUGUAGAUCUUUAAAUUCUGUCAUCUCUUUAUUAUGCCAGUUUGGCAGGUUUCUUGCAUAUUUGAUAAUUAUCUCUUGUAUAUUCAGUUAUAUAAUUUAUUUUAGUAGUUAUUUGUACAAUAUUGAACCAAAUUAUUCUUUAAUUAUAUUGUAUCAUUUUUUUUUUUCUUCAUACUCUGUUAUUUGAAAAUCUUUCUUUGUGCAUGAUUCUUGUUAAUUUUAUUUUUUUUUAACAAAUGAACAAAUAUUGAAAGUAGUAAAGUCUGUAUAUUUCAAUCUACAGGGUACAGCUUUUGUUCAAAUCCAUUAGAAGUCGUAAUAAUCAAUUUCGCCAUACAAUUUAUUUUAAUAAAGUUCAAUCUCAGUGUUUAUGAUUUAAAUGUCAACUGUGUUAUUUUUUUUUGCAUUUUGAAUGUCAGAAAAUUGUAUGGAUGAUUUCUUUUUGUGCAAUUUAAUUUAUGAAAUGACUGGUUAUGCAUGAUGCACAUGUAUACAUGUAGCUGUGUUCGUUCAUCAGUCAAUCAUGUUCAAUUUAAGCAUUAUUUGUUUGUUGAAUUCUUUUUACAAAAUUUGAUCAUUAUGCUGUAAUUAAUUGCUGUUUUAGACAGCCAAUCCAACAAACCAAAAAAUAUAUGAAAGUUUUAAGAAAUAAACAGAAAUUAAAUUCAA